CUUAUUUCAGCUGCCGUUGCGUCUUUCGGAGUCUGAAACAAACAACAUGAAAGUCGUCGAGAUAAACUUUACGCCGGACUGACCUUCCUGGAACUAUUGAAGCGUUCCUAGAUGCUUUUGCCUAAUCCCAAAAUUGUUUAGACCCGCCCAAAACAUACCAUGUUAAACGAUCUGAGACGAGAUGACAGUUCGGACAAUGCUCGGGGACCUUUUAGUUCUAGAUUAAAUGCUUAAUCCGACGCCGUUGAUGCCAACGUCAGCAAGCCUCCUCAGCUGCAGCAAAAAUCGGGCCUUAUUCCCUGGUAUAGUAUCUUCGGCACAUAGCCGGCAGUCGACCGACCAGCCUAAUUGGAGCCCGCUCAUCAAAUAUCGAAGCCGUUGUCGCAAUCCAGGCCAGCAGACUCCGCACCACCCCGCAAACUUUAGCGCACAAAAAAAAAAAAAAGCCGGGAACCCACCGGUCAUCAAUCCCUCUCCACUGUCCAUUCAACAAGUGUGGAGAUUUCCUAUUCGGAAGAGACCACCCCCGCGAUCAUGUUGAGCAAAUGGAAGGCCACUGAUUAUUCUAAACCGUCAACAUGUCGCACGCAAACCCCGAUUCCAAGACGGAGGCAGAAGUCUCGAGGGCACAGACAGCCGACGAUUACGAUGCCGGGAACCUGAAAGAAGACGCUGGCCAGAAGCGGGAUUACAGCGGUGCCAUUACCAGCACUGACCCCGCCGAAAAGGCGCUUGUUCGAAAGUUGGACUGGCGUAUAAUGCCCACGCUCUGCAUCAUGUACUUUCUCAACUACGUCGACCGCAACGCCAUCGCACAGGCGCGUCUCAACACCCUCGAAAAGGAUCUCGGAAUGAGCGGCUUCGACUUUAACGUCGCCGUCUCGAUCCUGUUUGUCGGCUAUGUGCUGUUCCAAAUCCCCAGCAACAUGUUGAUCACAAGAAUACGGCCUAGCCUCUAUAUGAGCUCGUGGAUGAUUAUCUGGGCCGUCGUUUCUGCUUGCACUGCGCUCGUGCACAACAAGGGCGGGCUGAUUGCUUCUCGUUUCUUCCUGGGUAUCACCGAGGCUCCCUUCUACCCCGGUGCGACCUACAUGCUGUCAAUCUUCUACCCCCGUAGAGAGGUCGCGACCCGCAUUGCCCUCCUAUACUGUGCCCAAAUCCUCGCGACCGGCUUCUCCGGCCUCAUUGCAGCCGGCGUUUUUGCAGGCCUCGACGGUGUCCGUGGGAUUAGUGGUUGGCGAUGGCUCUUCAUCCUCGAGGGUGCAGCCACGGCCUUCAUUGGUCUUCUCGGCUUCUGGCUGCUUCCCGACACGCCCCUGACGACUCGCUGGCUCAACGAAAAGGAGCGCAAAAUUGCCCACGAUCGCAUGGAGCGUGACCGCGUCGACGACCAGGGCGAAUCUUCCGUCAUGAUCGGGCUCAAGCAAGCCGUCAAGGACCCUAAGGCCUGGGCCUUCUGUCUAAUGCAGAACUUCCACUUGUCGGCGUGCUCCUUCAACUCGUUCUUCCCGACUGUCGUCAAAACUCUCAAAUUCAACACUACCCAAACACUCCUCAUGACCUGCCCGCCCUUCAUCGUCGCGGGCAUGUUCGGCAUCGGCAUCGGCUGGUCUUCUGGCCGGCUACACGAGCGCACCUGGCACAUCACUAUCGGACUCGCCCUUGCCGUCGCGGGCUUCGUGCUCGCCGCCGCCGAGAUGUCGGUCGCGGGCCGCUACACGGCGUGCUUCAUCUUUGCCGCCGGCGCCUACUCGGUCAACUCUGUCAUCAUCGGCUGGGCGUCCAGCAGCUGCUCGCAGACAAAGGAGAAGAAGGCGGUCGUGCUGGCCAUGACCAACGUCGCGGGCCAGAUUGGCUACAUCUACGGCGCGUACAUCUGGCCCGACAGCGAUGGGCCGCGGUACACGAUCGGCUUCAGUGCCAGCGCGGCGUUUGCGUUGGGGAGCAUCGCGUGUGCGUGGUGGAUUCGGCUCAUGCUCAUCAGGGAGAACAAGAAGAUGGUCGAGGCGGCGGUGGGAGCGCCGGUUAACCUGUAUGGAUACUGAGGAUGUAUAUAGUGGGGGAUAAAUGACGUAGGGUUUGUAGAUGAGUUGGAUGUUUGUCUGCAGCGUAUCUUACUCUCGGCAAAAGAGUGGUGAUGAUAAUGCAAAGCGGUUGACUUGAAAAUA
Pyricularia grisea is the source of this 2168-nucleotide messenger RNA. RefSeq lists its product as uncharacterized. The transcript is spliced from 8 exons. The coding region runs from base 579 to 2045 and encodes 488 amino acids. Gene Ontology annotation, cellular component: membrane. Lineage: Eukaryota; Fungi; Ascomycota; Sordariomycetes; Magnaporthales; Pyriculariaceae. Gene Ontology annotation, biological process: transmembrane transport. Gene Ontology annotation, molecular function: transmembrane transporter activity. The record is from RefSeq and is a predicted model, not a curated record.